UGCAGAAAGAGAGACAGAUAUGGCGGGAAAGAAAAUUGGAGCCCAAAAACUCUCCGCAUAAAGCAUCAAUUUUUCAUUCUUCUCCUCCUCCUCGGGGCAACCGACGAAUAGGUCUGUUUCGUCGUAUUAGGGUUUAGAUGGGCAGGUCCAAGAAAUCUAGGGCUUCGGCCAAAGAGGCAGCAGAAGAGGAAGAAACGAUUGGGACGGACAGCGAUGCUCAAUCCAACGAGAGAAGUCUGUACGAGGUUCUUGGUGUUGAAAGAACUGCUUCACAGCAGGAGAUAAGGAAAGCAUAUCAUAAAUUGGCAUUACGGCUACAUCCCGAUAAAAAUCCUGAUGAUAAGGAAGCUAAGGAGAAGUUUCAGCAGCUGCAAAAAGUGAUAUCGAUUCUUGGUGACGAAGAGAAAAAGGCGGUCUAUGAUCGAACCGGCUCAGUUGAUGACGCUGACCUUUCUGGGGAUGUCGUUGAUAACUUGCGAGAGUUCUUCCAGGCUAUGUACAAGAAGGUCACUGAGGCAGAUAUAGAAGAGUUCGAGGCCAACUACAGAGGUUCUGAAUCAGAGAAGAAAGAUUUGAUCGAGUUGUUCAAGAAGUUCAAGGGUAAAAUGAACAGGCUUUUCUGCUCAAUGCUGUGCUCUGAUCCCAAGCUUGAUUCUCACCGAUUCAAAGAUAUUCUUGAUGAAGCAAUUGCUGCAGGAGAAGUUAAAUCAACGAAAGCGUACGAGAAAUGGGCAAAGCAGAUUUCCGAAAUGAAACCUCCUACAAGCCCCUUGAGGAAGAGAAGGCAGGAAUCGUCAAAGGGUUCGGAGAAAGAUCUAUACUCGUUGAUUUCGCAGCGGAGGAAUGAAAGGAAAGACAGAUUCGAGUCGAUGUUUUCAUCGAUGGUCUCGAGGUAUGGCGGAAACGCUGAAGAAUCUGAACCCACAGAAGAAGAAUUUGAAGCUGCCCAGAGGAAAGUUGUGAGCCAGAGAGCUUCCAACAAGAAGUCUAAAAGGAAGUAAAUGAGGAAGGAUGAUGCUUUCUUGCUUUAAGAGUCUGUGUUUGUGCUCAGGAAGAAUGUUUCUUUGGAGAAACUUUGUAUAAUCUGUAUGAUUUAAAAGUUAAAAUACAUC
This is a messenger RNA of Tarenaya hassleriana, 1112 nucleotides long. RefSeq names its product chaperone protein dnaJ 6-like. The transcript has 8 exons. Lineage: Eukaryota; Viridiplantae; Streptophyta; Magnoliopsida; Brassicales; Cleomaceae. The coding region runs from base 138 to 1001 and encodes 287 amino acids. The record is from RefSeq and is a predicted model, not a curated record.